Molecule: messenger RNA, 5408 nt
Organism: Oncorhynchus kisutch (coho salmon)
Lineage: Eukaryota; Metazoa; Chordata; Actinopteri; Salmoniformes; Salmonidae
Product: 6-phosphofructo-2-kinase/fructose-2,6-bisphosphatase 2
Exons: 16
Coding region: 405-2018 (537 amino acids)
Biological process (GO): fructose metabolic process; fructose 2,6-bisphosphate metabolic process
Cellular component (GO): cytosol
Molecular function (GO): fructose-2,6-bisphosphate 2-phosphatase activity; 6-phosphofructo-2-kinase activity; ATP binding
Source: RefSeq, a predicted model, not a curated record
GGAGACCAUAAUAUCAUAUUACUCGUGUGUGCAUUGUCAGCGCGCAUAUUGAUUCGUUUCCUGCGGACGCCGGGAGGAGCCAAACAUUAAGAGGAUGAGGAACACCUCGGAGCGAACUGAUUAAAUACUGUACUGAAUCAAAAGUGACUCACCAAAGAGAUAGCUACAUUUGUGUGGACUCGUCUAUCGUCAUUUUGAGAGAUGAUGAUGACCUCACUCAACUAGUGACCUGACCUCCCAGUCCCAGAGCGUCCUCAGCCAGGCAACCCAGCCGUGACAGAACCAGUCAUUGGACAGCACAAUAGUAUAAUAUAUAUGCCAUUUAGCAGACGCUUUUAUCCAAAGCCACUCAUCCGUGCAUGUGGGUGGUCCCACAGUGACAGUGUUCAAUUUCUACUAGCAUCAUGGCUGCCAGCCAGCAGAAAGGCACUGCAGUGCUGGAAACCUCAACAGAGGGAAAGCGAACAGAGCUCAGGGCCAAUGAAGUACAGAAGAAAUGCUCAUGGGCCUCUUAUAUGACCAACUCCCCCACUGUGAUUGUCAUGAUUGGUCUUCCUGCCAGAGGGAAAACCUACAUGUCCAAGAAGCUAACCCGCUACCUCAACUGGAUAGGAGUGCCAACCAAGGUGUUCAACCUGGGGGUCUACAGGCGAGAGGCUGUAAAAGCCUACAAAUCCUAUGACUUCUUCAGACAUGACAACGAGGAGGCCAUGGAAAUCAGGAAGCGGUGUGCUCUGGUAGCUCUGCGGGAUGUCAAAGCUUAUCUGACUGAGGGGGGCCAGAUCGCUGUCUUUGAUGCCACAAACACCACCCGAGAGAGGAGAGAAUUAAUCCUUAGUUUUGCAAAGGAACAUGCUUACAAGGUGUUUUUUGUGGAGUCAUUGUGCGACGACCCUGAUGUCAUUGCUGCUAAUGUUAUGGAUGUGAAGGUAUCCAGUCCAGACUACCCAGAGAGACACAGAGAGAGUGUGAUGGAGGACUUCCUGAAGAGAAUAGAAUGUUACAAAGUCACGUACCAACCAUUAGACCCAGAUGAAAAUGACAGGGACCUGUCCUUCAUCCAGGUCAUCAAUGUGGGCCGGAGCUUCCUGGUCAACAGGGUGCAGGACUACAUCCAGAGCAAGAUCGUGUACUACCUCAUGAACAUCCACGUGCACUCUCACUCUAUCUACCUGUGUCGGCAUGGAGAGAGCGACCACAACGUGGAGGGACGCAUCGGGGGUGACUCAAUGCUGUCUGUUCAAGGGAAAAAGUUUGCUGGAGCGCUUAAGGGUUUUGUGGAGGAGCAUGGUCUGUCAGACCUAAAGGUGUGGACCAGCCAGCUGAGACGGACCAUCCAGACUGCUGAGGAGCUUGGGGUGCCCUACGAGCAGUGGAAGAUACUCAACGAGAUCGAUGCAGGUGUGUGUGAGGAGAUGACCUAUGAUAUAAUCGAGAAAACCUACCCUGAGGAGUUUUCCUUGAGAGACCAGGACAAGUACCACUACCGCUACCCAGGGGGAGAGUCCUACCAGGACCUAGUGCAGAGGUUAGAGCCGGUCAUCAUGGAACUGGAGAGACAAGGCAACGUGCUGGUCAUCUGCCACCAGGCUGUCAUGCGAUGCCUGCUCGCUUACUUCCUGGAUAAGAGUGCAGAUGGCCUGCCCUACUUGAAGUGUCCCCUCCACACGGUUCUAAAGCUCACCCCUGUGGCUUAUGGUUGCAAAGUGGACAUGUUUGACCUGAAAGUGAAGGCUGUGAACACUCACCGGGAUAGGCCAUUAGAUAAAGUCCGUAAUGACGUCGUUCCUGCCACAUUCCUACGGAGGAACAGUUUCACCCCGCUGUCCAGUCACGACCAGGUGAAGCGACCGCGCCUCUACAGCGCUGGCAACCUACCUCAAUCUCGACGGCCCCUGGCCCCCUUUCUACCCAGCAUGCAGUCCUUUGAGGACCCUGAGGGAGCAGAGUUGGCACAAAGCCAAGAGUAUCUCAACUGCUUCAGCCCAGGAGAUGCAGAAGAUGCUGUCCACAGUUGAAGAGGACAGAGAAGGGUGUCUCCACUCCCCCACAUUUUCGCUGCCAUCAGAUCUGGGUUCAAAUACAAUUUAGAAAUCUUGUUAAAUACCUUUAGUGUUCGCUUUAGCUUGCCUGGAGUGCCAGGUGGGUAGUGUUUGCUUUAGCUUGCCUGGAGUGCCAGGUGGGUAGUGUUUGCUUUAGCUUGCCUGGAGAGCCAGGUGGGUAGUGUUUGCACUUUGGGGACUUUUCUGCUGAUUCCAUUGCAAUAGGCAAGCGCUAUAAAGCACAGCUAAAUAAUUUGUAAUUAUUUCAAAUAGUAUUUGAACCCAGGUACCCUCUGUCUGCUCAGGCUUGCUUCAUACCAUGCCAGCCUUACCAAUUUGAUUGUCAAGCAGGAGUUCAAGCACACUGUCUUAGCAGCAAAUUAGGUAUGGAAUGUGGUUGUUGUAGUGGCCAGAAUUUGUUCUACAGUUCCCUUUCUGUUGCCAUCUGUUAGAUAGAUGGUGUGUGUGGGUGAAGAGCGAUAUGAUUUGAGACAAACAUGACCUUGCGCGCACACACUUAUCAACAGUCAACGUUUAGUUUAUUGUGAACUGCACUUUAGAAUGUUGAAUAGAGGACAUCCUUGAGAUUAUUUGUCUCAGUAGAUUUGAGACAUUCAGUGAUUUUUCUAUUACAAUGUAUUUCAUUUACACUGUAACUAAUGGAGAGGGUUGCCACACUGAAAAAAUGUAUCAAAAACAAAGCACUGACUACAAACACUGUCUUAUCCUUAAAUUAUUAUCCUUUAAUUCUACAAUGUAGUUUAUAAACAAUUACUUAAGAUCUUAUGAAUAAUAUAUUCUGAACAAAAAUCUAAAUGCAACAUGCAACAAUUUUAAUGGUUUAACUGAGUUACAGCUCAUAUAAGGAAAUUAGUCAAUUUAAAUAAAAAAAAUAGGCCCUAAUCUAUGGAUUUGACAUGACUGGGCAAGGUCGCAGCCAUUGGGGCCUGGGAAGGGCAUAAGCCCACCCACUUGGGAGCCAGGCCCAGCCAAUCAGAAUGAGCUUUUCCUCACAAAAGGGCUUUAUUACAGACAGAAAUAGUCCUCAGAAAUUAACAUUAAAUUCUCUGGCAACAGUUCUGGUGGGCAUUCCUGCAAUCAGCAUGCCAAUUGCACACUCCCUCAACUUGAGACAUAUGUGGCAUUGUGUUGUGUGACACAACUGCACAUUUUAGUGCUCUUUUGUUGUCCCCAGCACAAGGUGCACCUAAUGAUCAUGCUGUUUAAUCAGCUUCUUGACAUGCCACACCCGUCAGGUGGAUGGAUUGUCUUGGCAAAUGAGAAAUGCUCACUAACAGAGAUGUGCAUACAUUUGUUUACAUCAUUUGAGAAAUUUAUUUUUGUGCGUAUGGAACAUUUCUGGGAUCUUUUAUUUCAGCUCAUGAAACAUAGGACCAACACUUUUACAUGUUGUCUUUUUAUAUUUUUGUUCAGUGUAUGUACCCCUUUAAUUGGAUAGUUGAAUAUCAUCUCUUUUGAACAUUCUCAUACUUGACCAGCCUUGUUUCCUCAGUGAGAGUACAAAUGCUGAAAUACCACCAUACAGGAUUUAACAUUUUGGCUUAAGAGUUAAUGUUAUUAGUUAGUCACAUGUUACUUUUACAUGUUACAUUACUGUGUGUGUAUAGAGUUCACAUUUCACACUGCAAUUCUGUCACAUAUUCAUGGCCAUGUUAUGAAACACCCAUGUCUUUGCAUUAUCAAUGUAUCAAUUGCAUGUCCUCAGCUAAAAUGGCAACAUGAUUUAAGGGGGCAAAUAUUUUUUAGACAGUACUACUGUAGUUACAGUCAACAUGCCAUGACAUCAACAUUUUGGAAUAUUGAUUCUUACAUUUGCUAUAGUGACAUUUGAAAAAGCACAGCGUAAUCGAAGAUGGGUGCUUUCAUACUUACAGUUCACUGAUUGUGUCCAACCAUGUGCAUCUUGUUUAUUACUGCCACAUUGAUCAUGUUAAAGUCAAUGCUGCUCUAAAGUGCUUCUGUGCCGGUGUUUAGCAACAUUACUUUGUGGCUGUUACAAGACAAUGUUAUUAUAUAAGUAGGCAGUCAGUCAGUAGCCUGUAAGACUACAACAUACUGAAUGAUAUAAUGGUAUGAUGCUGUAAGAUAUUUUUAGAUCACUAGAAUUAUCUGAUGUAAGUGUAAAUUAUUGAAGAAAUUAUGUUGUACUCUGUCAGAACGUCUUGCUCAUGGCAGUUUGACUUGACUUGGUUCUCUGGUACAUAAUGUGGCCAGAUGUAUUGAGCUCAUUGGGAGGUGUCAUCCUGUUUAGAUGUUUCCACUACAACUCCCUGUCUCUCUCAAGCCAGGGCAAGCCUGUGGCAGAACCCUGGCUAUGGGGCAAGACUGGGAGUGGCUUCCUGGGUAUAAUAACCAAGAUGACUCAAUCUUCUCAUAUUUUACCUACAGUAUCUGUGAAAGAGGACUAAUACAAUAAGUGUCUGAAAGACGUAAAGGGAAGGUGGCAGCAGGGGAUUGGGGAUGUUCAAAUGUUUCCAGACUGGUGUGUCAUAGGGGAAAGGGGUUGGUUCAUUGUUAUACUACCAUCUGAAACUUCAGUGUCUGUGUAUAGCAUGAACUACUGAAGCAUAGGGUACAUUAUUCUCACAGGAAGUAUUUAUUUGGUUCAAUCAGCAGGCGUGCCUCCUUUUGACUAUAUAUUUUUUUCAUUUCUGUUAUUGGAAACAGUAAUGUCCUUGUCACGCAUUACCGCUUUCACAGCCUUGUUUGUGUAUCAGUGGUCAUCUUUCGCAAGACUGCAUUGUACUACACUCGAGGCAACCAUUUACCUAAACCAACAACACUUUAAGGUGUGGAGACAUUGUAAUGAAAUGUUAUGAGUCAUAUAUAAACUUGUAUUACUGUAUUUGUAAAUUAGGACAAUUCUGAACUAUAGUUGGAAUAGAAAUAAUAAAUUGUUGGGUUUUCGGAUGUGUAGGGAACUUAAAUGGUGCUUUCUAUAAAUGUGUCAAACUCAUUCCAUGGAGGGCCGAGUGUCUGUGGGUUUUCGCUCCUCCCUUGUACUUGAUUGAUGAAUUAAGGUCACUAAUUAGUAAGGAACUCUCCUCACCUGGUUGUCUAGGUCUUAAUUGAAAGGAAAAAAAUAAAGUCAGCAGACACUAGGCCAUCCAUGGAAUUAGUUUGACACCCCUGCUAUAAACCAAUGACAGACCGAGGACCAAAAUAAAUCAGCACUCUGCCUAUAGGCAUCCUGUCCUUGGAUGAGUGGUUCAUCAGUAAUCAAAUGUUGAUAACAUGGCUAGUCUACACAUGCACUGAACAAAAAUAUAAACGCAACAAAGAUUUUACUGAGUUACAGUUCAUAUAAGGAAAUCAGUCCAUUAAAAUAAAUGAUUUAUGCCCUAA